ACCUUUCUUCGUCAACAUGGGAUCAAUGUAAUUCAUUGGUUCCUCAACAAGUUAAUAAUAUAAUGAGUUAUACGGGUCCAACUAGAGAUUUAAGUUGGAGCAGUUUCAUUCUUUUCCCACUAUUAAUUUGUCCAGUAUAUUUUUUUAUUACAAUUCCCACAACAGUGGUUACUUUUCUCAUGUUGUACUUUCCAAUGGUCUGUAAAUUUGAAUAUGCGCUUUGGAAAAGUUAUAUUGGAAUUAAUGCGGGAUACAACUUUAAAUCAUUUAUAACCACAGUAACAGGGUCCAUUCUCAUACCGAUACUUGUAUUAAUAGGAGACGCUGUGUUUUUCUGUGUAGUACUCUGUGCAAGUGUCGGUGCAGUUUUUAUGGUGAUGUUUAGAUCAUUUGACGAAGGACUCGCAUAUUGCAAUAGAGUAGCAAUGGGCGUACCAGAAACCUACUUAGAAAUGAUUUUAAAUCAAUGA
Molecule: messenger RNA, 470 nt
Organism: Racocetra persica
Lineage: Eukaryota; Fungi; Glomeromycota; Glomeromycetes; Diversisporales; Gigasporaceae
Source: the annotation of a GenBank genome assembly